AAAUUUUUGACAUAAAAUCACACUAUUCAAAACAGAUAUGAACGUUUUUUUCUUAAGUUUGAAAUGAAUUUUCAGGAGUUGUUUUGCGCAUUAUCAUUAUGUAAACACAAACAAUCGCACAUUUGAAAUUCCUGAUGUUAUCUGAAGGUCGCGGUUCUGAAAUAAAUGAUACUUUCUCAUACUCAAAUGACUCAUCAAACACAAACGAAUAUCAUCGAGAAUUCGAUAGUAGUAGCAGAAAUAAAACACCGCAGAAUGAUGAGACGCAAAUUAGCGGUGAAUCUAAUGGACGUCUUGAUUCGACGUAUUUACAUUCCAAACAGUGUACGACAGGAAUAUGCGAUUAUUCCCAUGAACUGAUUGAUCUUGACAAGAUAAAACACGAAAAUCUCUUUUCUAACACUAAACUAAGUGAUAUAAAUAUAAUUUAUGAUCAUGCCGCAUCAAAACUUAAAGAAAAUUUAACUGCUCAUUAUCAAACAGUUCAGGAAGAAAUUAUGUCAUCUGUAAAAAAUCUUUUCUCAGCUGAAUUGAAACGUAUAAAAACUGAUAUGAUUAAACUUCAUGAACAAGUGAUUAGUUUAAGAGAUCUUGCACGUAAUCAUGAAGGUACAAUAGCACGUAAAGAACAAAUGAUCUGUGAUUUAACAAAUAAUAUUAAUAAAUUAAAAAUUCAAAUGGAAAUAAAUUUGAAAAAGGAAAAUACUAAAAGAAAAUCAUUUUGUAUUAAACUUGCUGAUCGUUAUUAUAAACAAACUAUUUUAAAACAAGCAAUUAUUGGAUGGAAACAAUUUAUGGAAUAUUCAUGGAAACAAAGAAAUUUCCGUCGACUUACAUUAGAAGCUCAAUCUGAAUGUAUAAAAAUUAAACAAGAAUUAAAUCAAAAAAUUCUUCAACUAGAGGCUGAUUUAAAACUUAGUCAAUGUGAAUUAGAAUCAAUGAAAGCUAAACAAACCAAUGAACAAGCUGCAUUAAAAACAGCAUUAAUGCGUGGUGUUUGUGCAUUAAAUAUGGAAACAAUGGCUGUAUUCAAUGAAACUUUACCAAAUUUAAAUAAAGAAUUUCUAAAUAAAAAAUUGACUAUUGAUUCACAAAUUUUAAACAAAAAUUAUGAUACAAAUGAUCAUUUGGAAUUAGCUAAGCUAACGUCGGCAAAAUCAAAUGGUUAUCAUUUUGAUAGAACUAUUCAGAAUCAAUCAAAUGAAAUGAUUUUCAAUAUACAAUCUGAUCAUAUUGUACAAGCCACUCAUCAAAGUAACACUGGGUUCUGUGAUCAGAACAGAGAGAAUUCUAUGGAAGCAUGGCCAAGAGAUACUAUUCGUAAUGUUGAACCAUCUUAUAGUAAUGUGAUGCGAAAAAGUAACUGUGCAAAACCACUUAGUCAUUCCACAGAAAUCUGUGAACGUUGGUUAGGUCGUCAUAGUGAUUACAAUGAAAACGAUCCAUUGAAUUUAUCUGGCUUACCAACGUAUAAGACACGUGAUCAUCAUUUACAUACGAUUCAAAGUUUAUCAUAUCAAGUCGAUGAGAAACUAUCCAAUUCAGAUCAAAGUGAAUUAGAACAUUGCAAUCAAAUGGAUAACAAAUGGUUACCAAAUAAAGAUUUAGCUCCGAACAAAAAUCACGACACAUCCUAUCGAAUCAAUAUAAACUCUAUAAAUUCUAAACAUGAAAAAUCUGACCGUAAUUUGCAUGAUGGAAAAAAUCAUACACCAUUAGAAAAUGCUAAAAAGAUGUUAAGUUCAAGAAAUUCAUCAAAUCGUAUUUAUUCUACAAUGAAACCAAAUAAAUUAUCAUUAUAUUCAAGACCUCAAACUGUACAACAUGGAAUACCUACUGGAAAUUAUCCAAAUGGUUCUAAAGCUAUGGUUAAUAUUUUAGUUCAUCGACAUCAAACCGAUAAUCAGUAAAUUUUUCCAUAAAUGAUUUCCAUUUUAGAUUAAUUCAACAGAAAAUGUAAAUACUCAUAAGCCUACAACUAAUUCAACAGGAAUUCCUUAUUCACAUUGUCAACAUAAUCUUUCAUCAACACCACGUUUAUAUUCUGAUUCCUAUUCCCAUAGACAUGUUUAAAUGGAUUAAUAUACAUAACAUUCCUACUUCUUAUUUAUAUAACUGAUGAAAGUUUAUUAAUGAAUGAAUGUAUGUAUCCUAUUAUCAUAUUUUCAUACGUUGCUAGAAUGAUCUAUAAAUAAAUAUAUGUAAAUGC
Molecule: messenger RNA, 2209 nt
Organism: Schistosoma rodhaini
Lineage: Eukaryota; Metazoa; Platyhelminthes; Trematoda; Strigeidida; Schistosomatidae
Source: the annotation of a GenBank genome assembly